AUGGCCAACGCGCGUGGAGGACGCGCGUACGGCGUCAUCCACUGUUGUUUAUACCUGCUGCUGACGGGCAUCGUCACGCUCGCUCAAGACAUUUCGCCUGGCAGCCGCUAUUACAAUCGCGACGGCGUGUACGUGCCGCAAGACAAGACCUUCGUCUACAACGGUAGACGGUAUGGGUACGGAUAUCAACCUAGCUACCUGGAGCCCGGUUACAGAGGACCAACGAGGGCACCCGAAGAUCGAUUUAUUUAUGGCACCACAGAAAGGCUUCCAUUGCCAGGAAUAUUAGCUGGUUGGCGUGAAGAUCUUCAAGGAAGAGAAAGAGCAGAUUCUAAACUUUAUAUAAAAGACAGAGACAUACUUGUGAAUACAAAUUAUGGCCAAGUUCAAGGAUUUAAAGUCCAAUUGUAUGAUGAUCCAUUUGCGAGGCAUAGACCUUGGAAUGUAGCAGUCGAAAGAGUCACAAAAAGUGUUAAUGUAUUUUUGGGUGUUCCUUAUGCCAUGCCACCUAUUAAAGAUGGUCGUUUUAAACCUCCUAGACCUCACAGAGGAUGGCAACUUUUACAAGCUGUUGAUUGGGGACCAGCUUGUCCUCAGCCUAGCGAAUAUACUGGUGCAACAAAAGGUAUACGAGACGUUGACGAAGACUGCUUGUACCUAAACAUAUUUACACCUUCUAUUGGCUAUGGAUUAGCAAAUAGAUAUCCAGUGAUGUUUUACAUACAUGGUGGCGAAUUUAGUCAUGGGGCGAGUAAUUUAUUUCCAGCUCAUAUACUAGCUGCCUUUUACAAUGUCGUAGUGGUAUCAAUUAAUUAUCGCCUUGGAGCUCUUGGUUUUCUAAGUACUGGAGAUGAGAAUAGCCCUGGAAAUUAUGGAAUUCUUGAUCAAGCUAUGGCUUUGCGAUGGGUCUAUGAUAAUAUAGUCACCUUUAAUGGAGAUCCUGACUCUAUAACACUGUUUGGACCAGGUGCUGGAGCAGCAAGUGCGGGAUUAUUAAUGGUUGCACCAAAAACUCGACAGAUGGUAUCAAAAGUGAUAGCGCAAUCGGGUUCAGCCUUAGCUGAUUGGGCGGUAAUAGUAGACAAAUACCGAGCACAAAAUACAUCUCGAGUAUAUGCAGAAAUGCUCGGUUGUAGUAUAGAGAGUAGUUGGAAAUUAGUACAAUGCUUAAAAGAUGGACGUAGUUUCCUUGAAUUAGGUAAUUCUGAAUUAAAACCACAUGUCGGAAUGUUUCCGUGGGCACCUGUACUGGAUGUCAAUUUUACGAUACCUCGAGAUGAUUGGUACGAAGACUGGAGAGCAUCCGACUGGCGCUUUUUUACAGAAACACCAGAAGAAAGUAUUAAAACUCACAAAUAUAGGAAAGAUUUGGCUUACAUGGCUGGUGUUACAACUCAAGAAGCAGCAUUUAUUAUAAAAAAUAAUGCUACGUUAGCAAGAAAUCAAUUCAUAAUAACUCCUGAAAUGUUUGAUCAAAAGAUUUGGGAAUUAGUUCUUCGGUAUAACUAUACCCUAAAUCCACAAGGCAUUUAUGAAGCGAUAAAAUAUAUGUAUACAUAUUGGCCGGAUCCAAUGAACGUUACGCACAUACGUGAUCAAUAUAUAAAUCUCUUAUCAGACUUUCAUUAUGUUGCACCAUACGACAAAAUAGCAAAAUUAUUGGUGGAAAAACAUGUACCGACAUAUCUCUAUGUCUUAAAUACUUCGAUAGAAUCAAUUUAUUCGCCACAAUGGGCUAGGGUACCUCAUGAUACCGAGCUUUUGUGGCUGACAGGAGCACCAUUUAUGGACGUUGAAUUUUUCCCACAAAAAUGGAGAUUAAAUCGAGAAAUGUGGACUGAUAGUGAUCGUAAUAUGAGUCACUUUUUCAUGAUGGCGUAUUCUAAUUUUGCAAAAUAUGGAAACCCAACGCCUUCGCAAAUCUUGGGUUUGCAUUUUGAUCUUGCACGUUAUGGACAAUUGCGAUAUCUCAAUAUCAAUACGACAUUCAAUAGCUCCAUUCAAAUAAACUAUCGUCAAACAGAGAGCGCAUUCUGGUCCAUGUAUUUGCCGACUGUUAUUGGUUACCUUGUCCCUACCUAUCCUCCCGUUACAGAAUAUUGGUGGGAACCUAAACAGCCAUUGCAAAUUGCAUUUUGGUCGAUGUCGACGGCAUGUCUGCUGCUACUUGUACUUUCCGUGGUGUGCUGUAUGCUUUGGCGUAACGCCAAAAGACAAUCUGAUCACUACUAUAGCGGAGACAUCCUGAUGGUACGAGACGAUGAGCACUCCGAGGGAAUCGAGAAUAUAACACGUUCAUCUAAAGAAAACAUAUACGAAUAUCGUGACGUACCAGUAAAGGCCCGAAUACCGCGUCAAAAUGAAGCGAGACUGCAGGAACGUUUAGCGCAUAAUAGAAAAUUCAGUUCUACACCCUCAUUACGUAGCAAUUCUAAUGUCUCAUUAAAAGAUAUGAGAUCAGAAGGUUUCGUCACUAGCUCACCUAAUGGUCAGCUUAAAAUGGUAAAGACACUGAGUCAAUCUGCACUGCCAAAAGCUAAAAGCAAAACACUUUUAGUACAGGGAGUACCACAAACAGCUGUUUAAUACUUAAGUUACCGUUAUACAAAAAAAAAAUCGAUACAAUCUUUUUAUAUUUAUUUUUUUAU
Molecule: messenger RNA, 2648 nt
Organism: Cyphomyrmex costatus
Lineage: Eukaryota; Metazoa; Arthropoda; Insecta; Hymenoptera; Formicidae
Gene: Gli
Product: carboxyl ester lipase-like protein Gli
Exons: 12
Coding region: 1-2586 (861 amino acids)
Source: RefSeq, a predicted model, not a curated record